This is a messenger RNA of Triticum urartu, 1706 nucleotides long. Its product is annotated as LAMMER-type protein kinase AFC2. Gene Ontology annotation, cellular component: nucleus. NCBI's taxonomy places the organism in Eukaryota, Viridiplantae, Streptophyta, Magnoliopsida, Poales, Poaceae. Gene Ontology annotation, molecular function: protein serine/threonine kinase activity; ATP binding. The record is from RefSeq and is a predicted model, not a curated record. Gene Ontology annotation, biological process: protein phosphorylation.
ACCGCGAGCCACCUAAUCUCUUUCCUCUCUUGCCAUAAACUGCGGGUGCUAGGGUUAGAGACGCACGGAAUUCGUUCCUGCGCACCGGAAGACCAAACCAAUUGGCACCGCCGCCUUCGUCUUGAGAGCUUCGUUCGGUAGCGAUGGAGUGCCUUGCCGAGAUGCCGCAUGCGCCGCUCGACCGCCGCCCGCGCAAGCGGCAGCGCCUUGGCUGGGAUGUCGGCCCCGAGAUCCCUCAGCUAAAAAAACUGUGUGGGGAAGAAGUCGCAAAUGUAAUUAGUGCUAUGACAAUGGGGCUAUCUUCUGGUGGUAUUGUUUCCUCUCAGGAGACCCAAGGGCUUUUUCGUUUUGUGACGCCUCCUCUGAGAGAAGAUGACAAGGAUGGACAUUAUGUUUUUGCUGUGGGAGACAACCUGACAUCACGCUAUAGGAUUAAUGCAAAAAUGGGUGAAGGUACCUUUGGUCAGGUGUUGGAAUGUUGGGACAGGGAACGGAAAGAAAUGGUUGCUAUUAAGAUCAUCAGAGGAAUUAAGAAGUACAGGGAUGCUGCAAUGAUAGAAAUUGGCAUGCUCGAGCAGCUUUGUAAAUAUGAAAAAAGCAGAUCCAGUUGUGUUCAAAUUCGGAACUGGUUUGACUAUCGUAACCAUAUCUGUAUUGUCUGUGAGAAGCUUGGGCCAAGCUUAUAUGAUUUUCUGCGGAAAAACAGUUACCGCUCAUUCCCAGUUGCCAUAGUUCGGGAGGUUGCCAAACAACUGUUGGAAUGUCUAGCAUUUAUGCAUGAUUUGCGCCUCAUUCACACUGAUUUAAAGCCCGAGAACAUUCUUCUUGUUUCUCCGGAGUACAUUAAAGUUCCUGAUUACAAAGUUUCAUCCCGUUCACCGAAGGAGGGAUCCUACUACAAGCGUGUGCCCAAGUCCAGUUCAAUAAAGGUUAUUGAUUUUGGCAGCACAACAUAUGACCAGCAGGACCAGACCUAUGUCGUUUCUACUAGGCAUUAUCGUGCUCCGGAAGUUAUCCUGGGACUUGGAUGGAGUUACCCAUGUGAUAUCUGGAGCGUUGGGUGUAUACUAGUUGAACUCUGCACGGGAGAGGCGCUGUUUCAAACCCAUGAAAAUUUGGAGCAUCUUGCUAUGAUGGAGAGGGUGCUUGGGCCGUUGCCAUAUCACAUGCUCAAGAAGGCCGAUCGACAUGGUGAGAAAUAUGUGAGGAAGGGCCGUUUAAACUGGCCUGAAGGAUGUGCUUCACGGGAAAGCAUGAAAGCUGUCAUGAAGCUGCCUCGGCUUCAGAAUCUGGUGAUGCAAAACGUAGAACAUUCUGCUGGGGACUUCAUCAAUCUUUUGCAAGGGCUGCUGAGUUAUGAUCCAGCAAGCCGCCUAACGGCCCAAGAGGCCCUUGAGCAUCCAUUCUUGACGGAGCUGAGUGAGCGAAGAAGAUGAUGUGCCCAAGAUCCUAGCAUCUGCCAUGUCGCUAACUUAUAACUUGUAUGUUUGAGCCGUGACUUCCAUUUGUCGUGUUCAUGGAAUGUCAGAGAUUCCAUUCUCUCUUCCAUGGAAUGGAAGAAAUAAUUAAAUUAGAUAGGAUUUAACAGUAGCUUUCUCAUUGCAUUACGUGCUUGUGUAACCUGCUCGUUAUCUGUACAUAGACUUCUGUGUAUGUAAUCAAGAUGAGAUUCUCUCGAUGAAUAUAUUUUGAGAGAGAAUUCCUUA